This is a messenger RNA of Gossypium raimondii (Peruvian cotton), 1043 nucleotides long. RefSeq names its product 40S ribosomal protein S3-3. The transcript has 6 exons. The record is from RefSeq and is a predicted model, not a curated record. Gene Ontology annotation, cellular component: cytosolic small ribosomal subunit; nucleus. NCBI's taxonomy places the organism in Eukaryota, Viridiplantae, Streptophyta, Magnoliopsida, Malvales, Malvaceae. Gene Ontology annotation, molecular function: RNA binding; structural constituent of ribosome. Gene Ontology annotation, biological process: translation. Bases 140 to 862 code for a protein of 240 amino acids.
CCCUAGCCGGCCACCUAUCCAUAUAUUUUCGCCCCAUAAAAAGAACCCUAGUUAUACUGUUAGCUAGUCACUAGCAAAGCGGCGAAGCGAUUUGCAAUCUCAACUCACCGUUUCUCACGAUUGGAUUCUCCUUAAAAUCAUGGCUGCUCAGAUUAGCAAGAAGCGCAAGUUUGUUGCGGAUGGAGUGUUCUACGCGGAGCUAAAUGAGGUUUUGACAAGGGAGCUUGCUGAGGAUGGAUACUCCGGAGUUGAAGUCAGAGUUACUCCUAUGCGUACUGAGAUCAUCAUCAGAGCUACUCGUACUCAAAAUGUUCUUGGUGAGAAGGGUAGAAGGAUUAGAGAGUUGACUUCUGUUGUUCAGAAACGAUUCAAGUUUCCGGAGAACAGUGUGGAGCUCUAUGCUGAGAAAGUUAACAACAGGGGUCUUUGCGCCAUUGCACAGGCCGAGUCCCUGCGAUACAAGCUCCUUGGAGGCCUUGCUGUUCGGAGGGCUUGCUAUGGUGUUCUCAGAUUUGUCAUGGAGAGUGGAGCCAAGGGAUGCGAGGUCAUAGUGAGUGGAAAGCUCCGAGCUCAGCGUGCAAAGUCGAUGAAGUUCAAGGAUGGGUACAUGAUAUCCUCUGGUCAUCCCGUCAAGGAAUAUAUUGAUUCUGCUGUCAGACAUGUUCUUCUUAGGCAGGGUGUGCUGGGUAUCAAAGUUAAAAUCAUGCUGGAUUGGGAUCCAAAGGGCAAGCAGGGUCCAAUGACCCCAUUGCCUGAUCUCGUCACCAUCCACCCUCCCAAGGAAGAGGAAGAGUAUACAGAAAAGAAAGACUUUGAACCGCUUGCUCCCCAUGCCAAUAUCGAGGUUCCGGUUGUGGUUUAGAGCCCACCCCAAAUGAGUCUUGAAUGUAGUGUUUCACUCAAGUUUUCAACUAUUUAGUUAAAGGAGAUCGCUAGAUUUCUGCCUGUACGGAUUACUAUUUUGUGAAUGAGGUGGAUUUUGGUCGUGUUUAGUGUACUUGGUAUGUUUUAAAGGAAUAUUAUUAAGCUUAUCUGUUUGCUUA